Molecule: messenger RNA, 1524 nt
Organism: Lichtheimia ornata
Lineage: Eukaryota; Fungi; Mucoromycota; Mucoromycetes; Mucorales; Lichtheimiaceae
Exons: 7
Coding region: 1-1524 (507 amino acids)
Molecular function (GO): heme binding; oxidoreductase activity, acting on paired donors, with incorporation or reduction of molecular oxygen; monooxygenase activity
Source: RefSeq, a predicted model, not a curated record
AUGACCAUUAAGCAUCCUUGGUCGCUUGCCACGGCCAUCACCCUUUUCACUCUCUAUAUUGGCUAUAAGAGGCUCACUACUCCCCCAUCCUCCCUUGCUCAUCUUCCAAGAGCUGAUUUUUUUGCCGUCAUCAGGGCAUUGAUCAAGGAAACACCUGCAGAUCAAGUGGCGAAUACAAUCACUCUACCUGCUGCCAACAAGGCGAAUCAUGGCUUAUACGUUCGUUUCGAUAAUUCAGGAUGGACUGUGCGCGUUACUAGUCCUGAAGCCGCUAAAAAGCUUUUGCUGAGUCAUGAUCUGUUUCCCAAAGCCAGGUUACAAAAGAAACGUGAGGGCACCAUCGCAGGAAGAUUACUUGUUGGCCCCAACAUUCUCUUUGAAACGGGGGAAAAAUGGAAGAAUCAUCGCAAGGUUGCCAAUCCAGCAUUUCACCGCUCCAUGCCUGUGGCGCUUUUUGGACGUUUGAUGGAAAAGUUGUUACACGGAGAAUUGAUGAUAGCAACCGAUGGGAUAUUGAAUGUGCAUACCCUGACGACGCGAUGGUCUUUGGAUGCCAUUGGACUUUCAUCUUUUGAUUUUGAUUUUCAUGCCUUGGAUCAGAUCGACAACAAUCCUUGGGUAGACCGAUAUCAUUAUCUCGUAGCUAAAGCCAAGAAUCCACUCUUUUUCUUGUUCCCAAUUCUUGAACAAAAGUACCUGUUUUUGUUUCCAGAUCGGCAAAACGUACACAAUGAGCUAUCCAUCUUCCUUGGUAUGAUGAAUGAUAUCAUUAGCAAAAAGAAGCAGCAGCUGCAGCAAAAAGAUGCCAUCAAUGAUAGAGCCGACAAUGAGAAGGAUUUGCUUACGCUGAUGAUUGAAGCGGAAAACGAUGGUGAAGGAAGAUUAUCCAAUAACGAGUUGCUGAGUAAUCUUUGCGUCUUUUUCCUUGCUGGUCAUGAUACAACUGCAUCCGCUUUAGCCUAUGCGAUCUAUUAUUUGGCGGUGAAUCCUGAUGCACAAGACAAAGCACGAAAAGAAGCCCUCGCUGUUUUGGGUAAUGAUCCAACUCCAUCACUGGAUCAAAUGCGUUCAUUGUCUUUUAUCAACAUGGUGAUCAAAGAGACGCUACGUUUAAAUCCACCAGCUGUAUCCAUUAUUCCUCGAGAAGCAACCCGUGAUACAGAAUUGAAUGGCGUCUUCAUCCCCAAAGGCACACGCGUCAGCUUGGAUAUCAUUGAUCUACAACGCAAUCCAACAGUAUGGCAAGAUCCUGAUGUUUUUCGCCCUGAGAGGUUUGCCCCUGGAGGCGAAGCAGAGCAGCUCACACGAAAUGGAAUACCAUGGGUGCCGUUUUCUGAUGGUGCACGUAAAUGUAUUGGGUCAAACUUUAGCUUGAUGGAACAACGGGUGUUUUUGACAAUGCUCUUAAGGGAACAUGAGUGGUCUUUGCCAGAGGAUUCGAUCCACAAGAAUGGUCUUAUCACCCAUGGUCUAGGAGCUACGCAGCCAAAAGAUCUCUUUAUCAAGUUUUCAAAACGCAGCUAA